GAAAUGUGUUUGUGCAAGUCAGCUGUACUUUGCCCUUCCCCUUUUUUCAAAGAAAUAUUUGUUCCAGGAAACCUAAUUAGCUUUUUUUGGUGUAGGCCUUUGUGAAGGCCAGUUCAGCUGUGAAGCAGUUACACUUAAGAUUAAAAUGUUUACAGCAAAGCAUAUGUAUUAAUACAUUAACCAACAGUUGCUCUUAUGGCAGAACUAGGGCAGAGGUUUUUCUCUAAUCAGUGGCGAACUUCAGACCGGCUUGACGUGUUCUGCCAGAAAGGAGGACUGGAACCUUCUGGGUGGAACAUCCUGAUCCACGUCAACAGGUUUCACAACAAACAGUUCCAAGUUUCAGCUGACCUUUAUACCAUGGAACUGGUGAAACACUCAGGCAGCUGCCACUGUGGGGCUGUCAGAUUUGAAGUUUGGAGUUCUCCGGAUCUCCACGUCUUUCAUUGCAACUGCAGCAUUUGUACCAAAAAACAAAACCACCAUUUUAUCGUCCCCAAAGAUAACUUUAAACUUUUACAGGGGAAGGAAAAUCUGACGACAUACACCUUUAACACUCGUGCUGCCAAACAUACCUUCUGUAAAACCUGUGGAGUUCAAAGUUUCUACACGCCGCGCUCCAACCCCGAUGGCUAUGGUGUUGCUCCCCAUUGUCUGGAUCCAGGUAGCGUGCGCAGUGUGACGGUGGAGAGGUUUUGUGGUGAAAAGUGGGAGGAGAGCAUGGAAGCACACAAGACUAUCCGAGACAUGUCCAAACCCAACGAGGAUGUGCAGCAGAAAGAGUAGACCCACAACAAAGGCGUUUAUUUGGUUCAAUCUGUAGUUAGUGUUAUUUUACACAAACACAACAGUCAUUCGUGUUUUAAAAAAAAACUGUAAACAUGUUUUACAUCAUAAAGAAUAAAAAUAUAUAUACAAAUAUAUAUACAUAUCAAAAAACAGUGUAAAAUCUGUCUUUUCAGAGCAGCCAGGCAGUAGAUUUCAACUUUAACGUAACACAGAGGUGAGCUUUUAAUAAAUUUUGGUGAUCUUUGGUCCCCGUGGAAUCACCAGGAAUGUGUUUACAAACAUGUAGCGUGAGAAGACGAUGUAGAGGCGGCGAAACCACAAGAGCUGAGAGCCAUGACACAGCAUGGCGGCCUGGGAGAGAGCAUGAUAAACCCCAUUUAAACCCUGGACUCCUCACUUCUUCAGCACAAACACACCAUAAUCUCAUUACAUCUCGCUCUUUAAGAGUCAACAGGCUGCUUACUUUGGCUUGUUUGUAUCCCUGUGAGCCAACAAGGACGCAGAAGUGUGAUGGCAGUAGCCAGCUGAGGGGAAGCUCCAGGAAGGAGAAGUACUUCCUGAGAAGGCCAACAGUCACCAGCGAGAGAAAGGUGCAUUCUGGGAGUGAAGACAGAAGCAAUGUUCAUUGUCCUGUAAAGUUGAUGCUCAGCUAAAUAAAUGAAUACUAAAAAGGACACAGAAAGGGGAAGAGAACAAUAACAUACCAUCACAUGAAUGAGCAAUAAAGCAGCUCAUCUUUUUAUUAGGCCUUCAAGAGUUUUGAUGCCACACCUGAAACUAGCUGGAGCUCUGAAUGCCCCAAAGGAGACACCUAAAGAUGUUUAAUCCCACCUUUAAAAGAGCAGCCACUUUAAGGCUGAUAACAAUGAAAUAUCUGUCCUACACAGCAAAGCCGCUUUAAGAUUUAAAUUAAACUAUUUCUGUCUUGUUUUACUGAUAUUAAAGCAAAAGGGAUGUUAUCAA
Messenger RNA from Oryzias latipes (Japanese medaka), 1752 nucleotides. RefSeq names its product centromere protein V (gene cenpv). Lineage: Eukaryota; Metazoa; Chordata; Actinopteri; Beloniformes; Adrianichthyidae. The record is from RefSeq and is a predicted model, not a curated record. Gene Ontology annotation, molecular function: carbon-sulfur lyase activity.